Molecule: messenger RNA, 2292 nt
Organism: Branchiostoma belcheri (Belcher's lancelet)
Lineage: Eukaryota; Metazoa; Chordata; Leptocardii; Amphioxiformes; Branchiostomatidae
Product: peroxisomal carnitine O-octanoyltransferase-like
Exons: 16
Coding region: 112-2130 (672 amino acids)
Cellular component (GO): peroxisome
Molecular function (GO): carnitine O-octanoyltransferase activity
Source: RefSeq, a predicted model, not a curated record
AUCAGUGAUGUGUACUCAACUAGGAUCAUGUUACUUCAUUCGUCUGUCACGGACCCAUUUCUAGAAGUGACCUCUGUGGUGCGGUGCUAGCUGUUGGCAGUCGAUGAAAUUAUGUCCCUGGCGAAGGUUUACAAUGAAAUCAAAGACUGUGUGUGGUCUUGGGUGGAAUCGGUGGCCUCUUGCGUCGGGGCCACCGAGGCGGCCAGGCUGUUUCAACUCGCUCGCCUGUUUUCCUCGAGUGAUCAAGAGUUGCAACAAUCGGCACAGCUGAAGUGGAUACCAGGACGUCUACAGGAAUGGUUACUGAAGAAAGCCAUCCAAGUGUUCGGGGAGCGAACCUGGAAGUAUCAGGACUCCCUCCCACCUCUACCUGUACCUCCUCUCAAAAGCUCGCUGGAGAAGUACUUAGAGUCAGUCAAACCAUUUGUUACGGCGGAGGAAUACAAGGAGACGGAGGCAGUGGUGAGGCAGUUCGAAGUAGGGAUCGGCCAAUCACUGCAUCAACAGCUACUGGAGAGGGCAAAGGUCAACAGGAAUUGGCUUGAAGACUGGUGGUUGGAUGUGGUGUACCUGCGGUCUCGCCUCCCGUUACCGUUAAACUCCAACAUCUCCGGCUCCAUCCCCACGUUUGACCACAUCUGGCCACCGCAGGACGGAACCCUGAUGGACAGGGUCCCCCUGCACCUGUGGUACGGACUACAGAUGUGGAAACUACUCAGGAAGGAGCAAAUACCAGUUGACAAGGCUGUGAGAACAGGCCAGCCGUUCUGUAUGGACCAGUUUCGUAAAAUGGUUUCAACUCACAGGAUUCCUGGUGUGACCAUGGACAGGAUUGUCUCACAUUUUAGGACAGAGGCUGAAGGUACUGCACCUACCCACAUCACCCUGCUCUGUAAGGGUCGUGUGUUUAAACUAGAGGUCAUUGACCCGGAGGGCGAACCCUUGACCCCACCUGAACUCAAAAGACAACUGGACAGCGUGAGACAACAAUGUGAGAACGCUCCAGAGGGACCUCACAUCUCCACACUGACGGCAGAGAACAGGACCAAAUGGGCAAUGAUAAGAGAAAAGCUGAUGACGAUGGAUACAGUCAAUGCCGAGAACCUGUCAGUUAUAGAACAGAGUAUCAUUGUCCUGGCGUUUGAUGAUGCCUUCCCCAAGAACCAUGAAGAGAAUUUUUACGAGACCCUGGCAGGCAAUGCCCAGAACCGAUGGUUUGAUCAUAUCAACACCAUAGUGGCUUACAGGAGUGGUCUAUUGUGUGCAAACUACGAGCACUCCCCUGCGGAUGCCAUGGUCCACGUGUACUCAGGGUACUUCAUCAAUUCCCAGCUACAACGGAAUGGACCACACUGGAAGGGAAGUGUUCCUGAUCGGGUGAUACCUCAGCCAGAGGAACUGGUUUUUACCAUUGAUGACGAGAUAAGAGAGGCAGUGGUGCAGGCUGAAAAAACAUUCCUCAAACAGGCAUCAGAUUUUGAAGUCAUCUGCCCCAGCUUCACAGACUAUGGCAAGAAGUUCAUCCGCAGUUUCAAACUGCACCCUGACUCCUACAUGCAGACUGCCCUGCAGCUGGCUUACUUCAGACUACAUGGAAAACCGGCGCCGACAUACGAGACAGCAACACUGCGACAGUACUACCACGGCCGGACUGAGACUGUCCGGUCCUGCACCAUGGAGGUGGUCAGCUGGUGUCAGGCCAUGCUGGACAACACGGUCCCCGCAGAAGAGAGGAAAGAACUCAUGAUGGCUGCAUUCAAGAAGCACAUACAACUGAUGGAGGAGGCAAAAAACAUGCUGGGGUUUGAUCGGCACCUGUUUGGGCUCCAAGUCCUGGCCAUGGGUGCAGGGAUUCCUCUGCCGGCUAUCUUCUCUGAUCCUGCUUACUCAAAAAGCGGAGGAGGGGGGAACUUCGUCCUGUCCACCAGCCUGGGGGGGUACACCCCCUGUCCCGGUGCCGCUGCUCCCAUGGUGCACCACGGCCAUGGCAUCUUCUACAACAUCCAACCAGACAGGAUAACGUACAGUGUGAGUGCCUGGAAGAGUUGUGUAGAGACCAGUGCUGAGGAGAUGUCGGGUAGUAUACAGCACUCUCUCAGGGACAUGAGACAGCUUCUGAUGUCGUCAUAAGGUGUAGGGAAAAAAUGUUCUGUUUCCUGUUUCAGUCCUGGAAAAAAUUAGGACCCGUAGGUAGGGAUUAUCUUUUUUUCUUCUUUUGAAAACAUAUGGUUUUUACUCAAAUUUCCUCUUCUCCAAACACUAACCUCUGACCUGGCCAAUCACAUGAUUUGU